Molecule: messenger RNA, 2422 nt
Organism: Centropristis striata (black sea bass)
Lineage: Eukaryota; Metazoa; Chordata; Actinopteri; Perciformes; Serranidae
Product: protein-lysine 6-oxidase-like
Exons: 7
Coding region: 1-1149 (382 amino acids)
Biological process (GO): peptidyl-lysine oxidation
Molecular function (GO): protein-lysine 6-oxidase activity; copper ion binding
Source: RefSeq, a predicted model, not a curated record
AUGAAGGAGCUGUCCCCUGACGCCCUGCUGCUGUCUCUGGCUCAUGUGUGUUUCCUGUGCAGUUUUCUGGACGCUGUUCGCUCUCAGGACGCUGCAGGUGAUGACGCGCUCCGCCGCGGGUUGACAUGGCAACACAACGGGCAGGUCUUCAGCAUCCUGAGCCGUGGCGCUCAGUACCGGCCGUCCGGCAGGAGGCAGCCCGGGUCGCCCCGCCGCGGCGAGCCCGUGGUGGUCCUCAGCAGCAGCAACGACACGGCCCCUGCCGCGCCGUCCCGGGGCUCCCCGCGCGUCCCCGCCACCAGCGGCGCCGCGCAGUUACGCACGAUGAUGCGCCAGCACCCGCCGCCACUGCCUGCCAGAGACGGAGAGUCAGCCCCGGGCAGACCGGAGGACGGGAUGGUCGGGGAUGACCCGUAUAACCCGUACAAGGCUUCUAACUACUACCCCUACUAUAACUACUACAACUCGUACUACAGACCCAGACCCAGGACCCAGCCCCACCACGGCUACGGGACCAGCUACCACCAGAACGGUCUGCCUGACCUGGUACCCGAUCCGUACUACAUCCAGAUCGCCACCUACGUCCAGAGGAUGGCCAUGUACAGCCUGCGCUGUGCUGCCGAGGAGAACUGCCUCGCCUCCUCCUCCAGUUACUCCAGUGAUUAUGACACGCGGGUGUUGUUGCGGUUCCCUCAGCGUGUGAAGAAUCAGGGAACAGCUGACUUCCUGCCCAGUAAACCUCGAUACGCCUGGCAGUGGCACAGCUGCCACAAUCACUUCCACAGCAUGGAUGAGUUCAGUCUGUACGAGCUGCUGGACUACCAAACGCAGCGGCAGGUCGCUGAGGGCCACAAGGCCAGCUUCUGUCUGGAGGACACGUCCUGUGACCCGGGCUACUACCGCCGCUUCGCCUGCACCUCACACACCCAGGGUUUGAGUCCUGGUUGCUAUGACACCUAUAACGCUGACAUUGACUGUCAGUGGAUCGACAUCACAGACGUCUCUCCUGGAAAAUACAUCCUGAAGGUUACAGUAAAUCCCCGUCAGCAGGUUCCAGAGUCCAACUUCAACAACAAUGUGGUGCGCUGUGACGUCCAGUAUACCGGGACCGCCGCCCACGUCUCCGGAUGCACCAUGACCUCCUAUUGAGAUGAAUUCUGCGUAACGAGCUGCAACACAAAUGGAGGAAACGAGGAACGCUGCAGAAGAACGAAGCUUAAAGUUGACGUGACGUAAAUAAUUCAAUAAUAACCAGAUUAAAACAGAUUUUUUGGGAGCAUAAAGUGAUAAACAGCUGAUUCUUCACUGACAAUAAGGCCUGUCAGGAUAACAACAAUCUGGACUUAUGAGCAGGAUAAUUGUGUCUUCUUGGAUGUAAGAAUCCUUUUAUAUUAUCAUUGUAUCAGCGGUAUAAAUUGGUCUUAAAAUUACAAUAAUGUGGUCAUUUCUGUGACCAUAUAUCAAAUAUAGUGAUUGUGACAGGCCUGAUAACAUUAAAUAAGUUUAACUCUCUGGGUUUAGGGUUUUUGUUAAGAAGUAUUUCUGCUACAUGUUUUUCUGUGGACACUGAGUGGGUUUAUUUCAUGUUUUUUAGUCUAAUUUUUUAAUGAAAGAACACAAGAACGUUCACACACACAGCCGGAGGUCAGAGAGAGAAGACGAAUCUGCCAUUUUAGACUUUUUAUUAAAGUUUUUUCUGAUGCUUCUCAUCAGCAGGAAAAAGAUUUUUUUAUGCUGUUGAUGUAAGAAAUUUGUUUUCUGAAGAAGUAACUUUAAUGCUGAGAAAACAGCUUAAUUUUUCCACGAUAUCAAGAAAUUUCUACUUUGUUUUCUUCAGUGACUGGACCUAUUUCAUGUUUUACAUUUUUUAUUAAAAAAUAUGGGAACAAUCCCAGACAUGGCUGAAGAUCAGAGGGAAUGUUAAUAAAUGUUGCAGCUUAAAAAAAUGUUCUAUUUAGCUUUCUCAUCAGAAGAAAUCACAUAAAAACUUUUUUUUUUUACCAAGAAAAAGUUACAUUUUUUUCAUGAUAUAGAGAAAACAGUUGUCUUUAUCAUUUUCUGAUCUUAAUCUCCACUUAAACCACUUUCUCAUGAUCACACACUAAUCAUUUGUUGUGCUCACACAUAGAAUCAGUAACUUGCAUUUGUGUUGUCUCUGUAGAUUUCUCUUAUUCUAUAUGUGUUUUACUGACAUUUUAAUGUUAAUUUAAUGUUGUAAAAUUCUAGAAUUCCAGUUUCAGGGCAUACUGAAACACUUUCAUAACACUUUCUGAUCUAAAUUUCCUGUAAGUUCUAGUUAUUUCACUCAAACAGGUUUAUUGGUGCUGUAGACUAGAUGAUUUAUUUUUGUUGCUAAAGUUUUUCACUUCGCACAUUUCGUCCUCAAACUGAAUUUAAUCAGAAUUGAACUCACCAGAGGGAC